UGCUCCGCUAGCCAGGGGGCGUGACGGACAGGUAGCGUUCUUUUUCAAAACAAAAUAAACCGCACGCCAAACGCAUAACCGGUAUCUUCGCCUCAAGGCAGGUCAGAGAGUCCCCCCCCUUUCCCCUCCUCCCGGGCAUGUGCAACCUCAAGACGUCCCUGCUGCUUGCACUCGAGGCGUGAGUGUCGUGGCUUCGCUGUUCGAAUCUCCCUGGCAGCCAAAAGCCUCCAUUUCUUGCUGCAAGGAAAAUCAGAAUGAAGGAGAUAAUGCCUAAUAACAGUACAACAAAUAUAUCUCAAGCAAGAAAAGCAGUGGAGCAGUUAAAAAUGGAAGCAUAUCUGGAUAGGAUAAAGGUAUCCAAGGCAGCUGCUGAUUUAUUGGCAUAUUGUGAUGCUCAUAUGGGAGAAGAUCCCCUUAUUAUACCGGUGCCUGCAUCUGAAAAUCCCUUCCGGGAGAAGAAGCUCUUAUGUACUAUUCUAUGAUUCACCCUGCAGUUGAAAAUGUUAUCUGUGAAAAUACAUUACUGAUGGUGCAUGCUUUUCCUCAAGUUUUCUCCCAUAUAGUAAUUCAGUCGAAAAGUCAACCUUUCUAGAACACAAUAUAUUCUAAGUUAAUACAUUUUAAGUGAAGGUUUUUAAUGUCAAUUUUUCUAUCAGUGGUAUGUGCUCAACAUUUCUAUUGUUCUUUAUUUGUGUUUUGUAAUAAAAGAAUACUAUUUGUUGUUACUUAUGCGAUAAUUAGAUUUUGUUGGUUAAAUUUCAUGAACUGUCUUUGGCUUGUUUGCAUAGUAGACUAGCCAUAGCUUAUAUAAUAAUGGCUUAUGAAUUAACCAAAUUGCCUGACGGAACACACAGUGAAUCAUAAAUCAACCAUACAGGUUAGAUUUGCACAACACACUGAGUCACAAAUUGGCCAAUCGCCUUUUAGCCUGGGUGCUGUGUGCCAACCCAGGCUGUCUUUCAGAGGAACUGAAACUAUGAUGAGCAAUAUGCACCAUCAAUUUCUUAACUAUUUUAUUUCCAUGUAAAAAGUGGGAUUGCAGAAGAGAAUGUGCUUGAUGAAUGUUUGAAUUAUGGAUACUAAAGUUAAAUCAAAUCUUCCCAAUUAGCUGCCUUAUACCAAGUCAAACAACUGGUCAACUUACUUGGAAUUAUCUGUACUGAUGGGCAGCACUUUCAGGUUUUGAACAGGAGCCUACUUAAGCCCAACCUGAGAUGCCAAGGAUUAAAUUUAGUACUUUUAAAAUCUAAAAUGUGUUCUUUACCAUUAAGAUGUUACUCUUCUGUUUUGUAUUGCAGUAUGCUCAUUGCAGCAGACAGUAGCACUAAUAAUCAUUCUAAUAAUAGAACCAGCACAUGAAAAACUUGCAGGCCAAAUAAAGAGCACACUGAUACCAUUCCAUAGGUCAAACUGGCACAGUGUGGAGUCCAGUUCAAAUAAAGAAUUCUUUUUUAAAAUUUAACACGUUAAUUAUAGUUUCUCUGGGUACCGAUUCCCAUUUCAUACUAAAAACUAUGCAGCCUGCAGCAAAGGAUGUCAUCUUGAUAUGUUCCUUAAUAUUUCAAAUUAUAUACCUCUAGCCUUUGUAAUAUGCUAAAUACAGAUUUCUAGUACAGUUGAGUGUGUAUUAAGUAACAUAGAUUUCUAUGGUCUUUAUAUUGGCUCUUAUCUUUAAAAAAAAAUCUUAAGUCUGUGCUGGUAAAAGCUUGUUUGUCUGAAAUCAGUUAUAUAGUUCAUUUGGUAUAUGUUGUAUGAUAAAAUGUACUGUUAAUCAUUUUCCUUACUUGAAUAUUUUAAUAAAAGUUACUUUUCAUUUG
Thamnophis sirtalis is the source of this 1817-nucleotide messenger RNA. It is a transcript of the gene GNG4, whose product is annotated as G protein subunit gamma 4. The record is from RefSeq and is a predicted model, not a curated record. NCBI's taxonomy places the organism in Eukaryota, Metazoa, Chordata, Lepidosauria, Squamata, Natricidae. Gene Ontology annotation, cellular component: heterotrimeric G-protein complex. Gene Ontology annotation, molecular function: G-protein beta-subunit binding. Gene Ontology annotation, biological process: G protein-coupled receptor signaling pathway.